AUGCACGUUUACUCAAUCCAACAGAUUCUUGACGUGCGUCCCCUUUACAAGGACCCACCGUACCCCGACUUUUCACUUGAGGAGGCAUGUCGGCGAAAGAAGAUGUCCCAAUCGAAACUUGUGCGGGGUGCCAACGCGUGGGUUGCUGGCGGUUCGGCAAAGACAACGGUGGAAUGGGUACAGCGACUGGUGCAGGGUUCUCUUAAUAAGUUGAGCGCAGCGAACUUUGAUAAGAUGCUGGAAAAGUUGCAGACAGAUGUUAUCUUCUCUACGGAAGAAACAUUAAAUAAGACGGUGGAAAUUAUCUUUAAGAAGGCACUUGAAGAACCAGAGUGUAGUAAGUGGUACGCAGGUGUUUGCUACAAGUUAGCAGAAUUUGAAGUGAGUCAAUCUGUUUCAACACAGCCUGUAGAUGGUAAAAAAUAUUCUAAACUACGUAACGCUGUUGUUGGCAUCGCACAAGAGGAAUUUCUUAGUCGUCGUAAGAUGCCUUCAUUUGAUAGACUCACAGAGGAUGAAAAGGAGCAGUUACGAUCCUCUUUUAUGCGUCGUAAACGAGCAAACAUGAAGUUUAUUGGAGAAUUAUUUAUGCAUAAGGUUCUUUCACAUCAUACCAUGAUGAAUAUUGUUCAAACUAUAAUGCAAGGAGAAGAAAAUGCUGGGGAUCCUGCAAGUGAAGAUAUUGAAUUCCUUACAGAACUUUUCUUGACCAUUGGAGAGAGUCUCGAUGCUAUUCCUGAUGUACGUCCCAAGUUGGACGUUUAUUUUAAAAAGUUGGAGGUUCUCAAGAACCAAGAAAAGUACACAGCACGUAUUCGAUUUAAGAUUCUUGAUCUUAUUGAAUUACGACGUGACUUAAAUUGGGAGCCACGUGCGGCGGCAGCGGCAGCAGCGGCGACAACAACAACGGUAGCAAAUUCCAAGAACUCCAAUACAUCGAAGGAACCUCAACGAGUGACGGAUAAACCCCCUACACGUUCUCCGGCUACACUUAACUCUGGCAAUACACCCACAAGCGGAGCUAAAAAGAACAAACAGGCUGCAUUUCCAGAUACGGCACCAAACCCACCGGGUGAGGCUGCAUCUCUUGCUGCUGGCGGAGAUUCAACGGGUGGACGUAAUUGGAGCAGUAUUGUGAAACCCGCAGGGCAACAACGUGAUGGUCUUCUUCUUCGAAAUACGGAAUCCGUUUCAUUUGAGGCACGUGUACGAUCACUUUUCCAGGAGUGGGUUGCGGAGUGCACAAAUGAUUUUAUUCAUGAAUGGAUGAAUGAAUUCCGAAAUUGCCAACGACGUUUUGAUUCGGAAGAGGAUCUUUGCAAGGCAGCAGCGGCAGAAGUGGUUCGUGAGGCUUGUAUGACCACUAAGAAAGAAGCACAACAUGAGGCAUGCAGCUUUCUUACGGUAGGCCUCUUUCUCGCAGAUGAUGAAGUACUCGAUGGUUUUGCAAUGGCUCUCGUCUCCGCCAUUGAGGAAGAUAUUCUGGAAGAUGUUCCUAAGUUUAGCGAGCGCUUCAUUACAAUGUUGUGUAUUGCUUGUCGUGGAGAUUUUGUUGCGGAUAUGUAUUACGAUGCGGCACGUGUGCUCUGUACGGCGUACGGUAUGCUUCGUGUGCGGGAUGAAUCGACACUCGACACGCUGAUGGAUUUCUGGCACAAACUGCAAAGACCACCGGAGAAUGAGAAUGCCAUGUUGGCGCCCGUCACUCUUCAGUACCUAGCAGAUAUGUCUACAAAUGGACAGGCACCUCUUACAGGUCGCAUCAUCGCUUCUUUGCAGAACAUUGGACUUGUAAAUGAUGAAAUGGUGAAGGAGUGGCUUGAAAUUCCAGUGGAGGGGGCUGUGGCUGAAGUCGUCGAAGCGUAUAAGAAAGCCGCACGUGAGUUAUCAUUAAAAACAGUCUAA
This is a messenger RNA of Trypanosoma theileri, 1905 nucleotides long. RefSeq names its product putative eukaryotic translation initiation factor 4 gamma. The transcript has a single exon. The record is from RefSeq and is a predicted model, not a curated record. Gene Ontology annotation, molecular function: mRNA binding; translation initiation factor activity; protein binding. Gene Ontology annotation, cellular component: eukaryotic translation initiation factor 4F complex. Bases 1 to 1905 code for a protein of 634 amino acids. NCBI's taxonomy places the organism in Eukaryota, Euglenozoa, Kinetoplastea, Trypanosomatida, Trypanosomatidae.